Aphidius gifuensis is the source of this 1172-nucleotide messenger RNA. RefSeq lists its product as uncharacterized. The record is from RefSeq and is a predicted model, not a curated record. The transcript has 2 exons. The coding region runs from base 292 to 1143 and encodes 283 amino acids. Gene Ontology annotation, molecular function: protein binding. Lineage: Eukaryota; Metazoa; Arthropoda; Insecta; Hymenoptera; Braconidae. Gene Ontology annotation, biological process: signal transduction.
UUAUUAUGAAUUAUUUAGCAAGUCUGUUUUUUUUUCCUUUUAUUUUUAUGAAGUGUUUCAGUAGAUUUCGAUUUCGUUUUCAGAACUUUCAAAUUUGAGAGUGGGAGACUGAUGAUCUCACUUUUUGUCAUUGUCAGGCUGUCAACAGACACGUGUCAUCUUAAAAAAUUAAUAAAAAUUGAAGUAUAAUAUAAAUAAAUAAUUAAAAUAAACUGACAGAAUAAAAAUAAAUAUCAACAAGUGUUUUAUAAAAUUUUUUGAAUAAAAGUUUGUAUUAUUAUUUGAUAAAUAAUGGUGUACCCAAAAGAUACAGAGUUAAGAAAAAUAGGUACUGCUGAAUUUUUGUAUAUUGUUAAAUUAUUAAAUGAUUCACCAACAUCAGAAACAGGAUCAUGGGCUGUACUGAUGAGAAAUAUCAAGUCACCAGAUGGUCAAUACAGAUUUACAGCUAAAGACGAAAGUCUAGUUGAAGGAGAUGUUGCUAGUAGAAAAAAAUCAGCAGCUGAAAUAUUUCUUGAAGAAUGGUCAACAAUGGGAAAAAAAAGGCCAACAUUAGAAGAUUUAAUGAAUUUACUUGUUGAAGUUAAAUUAAUAAAAGUUGCUAAUUAUGUUGCUGCACUUUUAGGUUGUGAUCCACCAAAAAGACCAGAUUGUAGAGCACCAUUUGAUGUUUCAGAAAUGUUAGAAAAUCAAAUUGAAAAGCAAGAUAAUGGCAUAGAUAAUUCUCAAAUUUCACCAUCAAUAACUGAUGCUGCACCAUCAACAGCAGCUUGUCAUAGUUAUGAUGGUUGUAAAGAUACUAAAUUGAAAUCAUUUGACAAUACUGUACAGCCUCCUCAAUCUUCAUCUUCAUCAUUAUCAACAUCAUCGUCAGGUGUUAAUGAACCACUUCAAAAUGAUACACGUGAAUCAUCAGAUUCAUCAUUAUCAUUAAAAGCAACAAAUGCAGAAACAACGUAUAUACCAAAAAUUGAAAAUGUCAUAUCAUCUGAAAUACCAUCUUUUUUAAAUAAUAAUAAUCCAACUACUUUUGAAUCAAUUACAUCCGAUGAAUCAAUAUCGAUUAACUCAAAUUCAUCAAAUUCAAACAGUGAUAUUGGUUUACCAGUUUUUCUUCCACACUACGAGGAAACAAAAAAAUAAUAAAAUAAUAUUCAACAAAUUAUCAAUAA